CCGAGUGUCAGUUCCGAAGCUCUCAUAGAGCGAUCCAAGCUUCGCUACAUGAAUAUUCCACCCUCGGUUCACUAAAUGAAGAAACAUAUUAUCGCCGCUUCCUGCCAUAGUACUUUCUACCAAUCCUGAUCAAUCCCUUCCAAGGCACGAUACAUUCAAGGUCAAUAUCUUGAAGAAGCCAUUUUCCGAACCCGAACGCUGCGUAAUACUCAUUAUCUAAAUCGACGCCCUUAUCCAAAACAGUCCCGGUCCCGUCCGCACCUACCUCCCACUCUUAUCGUUAUCGCAUCCCACUUCUCCCGACUUCGGUCGAACAUCGCCCAUCCAAACAAUCGUCUGUGAUAAGAAGUGAGCGUCCAGCCAUUUUCGAAUCACGUUUUAUCCUUCUGAAAAGAAGAAAAUCUAUCGCAGAGAGUAGGAAUCAUGGCGCCCAAGGCCAACAUCCCCGUCAUCGACAUCGCCUCUACAGGCAUCGACAGAGCCGCCAUCGCGCGCCAGCUCGUUGACGCCGCUGUCGAGCAUGGCUUCAUCUAUAUCCGCAGCUCCGGAAAGUAUAUAAAAUUGGGCGAUAUCGAUACGGCCUUUGAUCUGUCCAAGAAACUGUUCAAGGCUCCUGUGGAGGAGAAAGCCGCCUGUUCCAUCCAAAAGAACAACCGCGGCUGGUCGGGCAUGCACUCUGAGACGUUAGAUCCCAAGAACCAAAGGGUCGGCGAUUACAAGGAGGCCUUUAACUUUGGCGAGUUUAAGGACGGCAAGGCCCAGCAACCGUUACCUCCGACCAUCCAGCCCGAUGAGCCCUUCAUCAACCUCUUUCGAGAUCAGUGCCACGCUCUCUGCCUUGAGCUCCUAGAGCUCCUCGGCAUCGGACUCGACGUCGAUCCCCCGAGCUUCUUCUCCUCAGCCCACCUCCGCUCUAAAGGCGACUCGGGCACGAUCCUGCGCAUGCUCUACUACCCGCCCACGUCCUCCACCACCGCCUCCGACGACGACGUCCGCGCUGGCGCCCACUCCGACUACGGCUCCCUGACCCUGCUCUUCCGCCUCCGCGGCCAAGCCGGCCUCGAGAUCCUUACUCGCGACAACGUCUGGGUCCCCGUACCCGUGACCCCGCCCGGCACGGAAUCCGACCCUUCCCCGCCCAUCCUCGUCAACAUCGGCGACCUGCUGAGCUACUGGACGAACGGGCUAUUCCGGAGCACCGUCCACCGCGUCGUGUUCGGCGGCGAAGGCGUAGACGGCGAGACGGACACGGGCCCCCGGUACAGUAUGGCCUUCUUCUGCCACCCUGUCGGGUCCGUGGCGCUGGACCCCGUGCCGAGCGAGAGGGUCAAGGGAUUCGUCGCACCUGAGGGGACGCCGAAUGCGAACCCGUAUGCGGAGAGGAAAGUUCUCACCGCCGACGAGCACUUAUUCAUGAGGUUGAGGGAGAGCUACAAGGGGCUGUACAAGGAGGAGGCCACGGCGUCGUCAUGAGUUUGGAGGAUAAGGUGAUAGCCAGUAAUUUUCUAUUUGUAGCUCACUACCGAGCGGCUU
Molecule: messenger RNA, 1533 nt
Organism: Colletotrichum navitas
Lineage: Eukaryota; Fungi; Ascomycota; Sordariomycetes; Glomerellales; Glomerellaceae
Product: 2OG-Fe(II) oxygenase superfamily protein
Exons: 5
Coding region: 424-1473 (349 amino acids)
Molecular function (GO): 2-oxoglutarate-dependent dioxygenase activity
Source: RefSeq, a predicted model, not a curated record